Molecule: messenger RNA, 786 nt
Organism: Vigna umbellata (rice bean)
Lineage: Eukaryota; Viridiplantae; Streptophyta; Magnoliopsida; Fabales; Fabaceae
Product: DNA-directed RNA polymerases II, IV and V subunit 6A-like
Biological process (GO): transcription by RNA polymerase II; tRNA transcription by RNA polymerase III; transcription by RNA polymerase I
Cellular component (GO): RNA polymerase III complex; RNA polymerase II, core complex; nucleus
Molecular function (GO): DNA binding
Source: RefSeq, a predicted model, not a curated record
UAGUUGAAAUUUCUAGUACAUCAGUUACUUCCUGUGAGGGUUUUAGGCACAAACACAGGUUUAAGCUUAGAGAAAAGGGUAUCUUUCAUUCUCUGCCCACCAUGGCCGACGAAGACUAUGAUGACAUGGACAUGGGGUACGAGGAUGAGCCACCAGAGCCUGAGAUUGAGGAAGGUGCGGAGGAGGAUUUGGAAAACAAAAAUGACGAAUUAACUGGAGAUCCUAUUGACACUGAGGAUAAGGAAGAGGAACAAGUGGACCGCCCUCGAAAGACCUCGAAAUAUAUGACUAAGUACGAGCGUGCUAGGAUUUUGGGCACCCGAGCUCUUCAAAUCAGUAUGAAUGCACCUGUCAUGGUCGAAUUGGAGGGGGAAACUGAUCCACUUGAGAUUGCUAUGAAGGAACUCCGUGAGCGAAAAAUACCCUUUACAAUCCGGCGUUACUUGCCUGAUGGAAGCUACGAGGAUUGGGGAGUUGAUGAACUGAUCGUGGAAGACUCCUGGAAGAGGCAAGUAGGUGGUGAUUAAUGGUUUAACUGACAUGCGUGGAGAGGAGUAACAUAGAAUAGAUUUUGUGCCCUGGUAACUGUUAUAUUUGAUUUCACAAGUUUGAUAGUUGAUACUGAUCUAGGAUUCCCCCACCUUAAAAAACUUGGUUAUGCUUAUAAAGAUGUAUUAGUUUAUGGGUUCCUACUGUUUGUGCUUUUAAGCUUAGUUCUAACUUGUACAAGGGACAGUUGUGUUAUAGUGUUACUUGGUCUGAUAAAACGGAACAAUGUUUGUCUAA